This is a messenger RNA of Achroia grisella, 1384 nucleotides long. RefSeq lists its product as uncharacterized. Gene Ontology annotation, cellular component: transcription regulator complex; nucleus. Gene Ontology annotation, molecular function: DNA binding. Bases 283 to 1071 code for a protein of 262 amino acids. Gene Ontology annotation, biological process: regulation of transcription by RNA polymerase II. The record is from RefSeq and is a predicted model, not a curated record. Lineage: Eukaryota; Metazoa; Arthropoda; Insecta; Lepidoptera; Pyralidae. The transcript is spliced from 2 exons.
AACUUAUUAUCUGAGCAUCAGUUAUUAGUUACUAGUGAUGCAUCUUGUCAAUUCUAUUACGGAAACGGUUGAAAAUUAUUACAUAAUAAAAAUGUCUCAAACGCGGUGAUUAACAUUAUACUUGUCGCGAACUGGACCUCUCCCUCUUACGUAAGAAACAUAACCUCACUUUACGUCGUAGCUAUUGGAUUUUGUUUGUAACGCGUCAGUAAUCAGUCGCUCGCAUUGGAGUGUGCUCGUAUUUCUCUCGGUAAUAUUACAAAUACAAAACUGGCGCAUAAAAUGGCAGAGCAGUUACUUAAUUUAAAAUUUGUACGAGAAGUUGAGAAACGGCCAUGUUUAUAUAAUUAUACGAUUGGUGAAUAUUCUCGCAGAGAUUUAACAGAAAUCGCUUGGGCUGAAGUCGGCAAAGAAGUGAAUUUGUCAGGAAGUGAAUCCAAAGAAAAAUGGAAAAAUCUACGUGCUGUAUUUGUACGGCACAUGAAACCAUUUUUAAAUGGUACCAUAACAAAACCAAAGAAACCCUAUUAUUUAGCGGAAGCUAUGCAGUUCGCUUUGCCGUUUGUGAAAACAUUGUACCCAAGGUCUAAUGAAUGGCCCUCACAAACGCACAUAGAAGUGUGUGACGACGGAGUAAGUAACUGGCAACUAGAUGAGAAUGAGGCGUCCCCAGCACUCACUUCACCACAUUCGUUGCCUCCAGUUUCUCCCCAGUCAUCCCUCUCACCCAUGCCUUUAUCCCCACAAAUAAAUCACCAGUCAAACAGUCAUCAGAUAUGUAAAAUUAUUAAAAAAGAGGAAAUGGAAGAGAAUUGCGAGUAUUCUUCGUCGUGGCACCAACCUUUUCAAAAUAGAAAGACAUUAAGACAAGACGAUUCACAGUUAGAUGACGGAGAAUUUUUUCAAGCUAAAAGAAACAGGACUGACUCGUAUCGACAUGAAGCUAAUAAGAUGUACUUGUUAAGCUUGUUGCCAGACGUUGAUCAAAUGACGCCGAAUCAGACUAGACAUUUCAAGAGAAAAGUAAUGGAAAUAAUAGAUAAUAUUCUACAAGAUACAUCUUCCUUAUAAGAUUGAAGAUUUUGUUUCGAUUGAGACUAGCGUCGUACGUCCGGGAUUGCUGGAUUUGUCCUAAUAAAGUCGUCCGGGAAGAGUUCGGCAGGAGCUACAUUUGCAAAACGGUUUUCAAAGUUACGUUAGUUAGUUCUGGUCAGACUGCAAGUGCCGAUGAUACUGUUAAUUGAUGAAUUGGUUGCUACAACCAUCAUUCUCUAAAAAGGCGCCAAGCCACCAAUCGAAGGUGAGCGAACUCAUAGCGACCCGCGUGAUAAUGUAAUAAAUAAAACGAUUUAUGUUAAUUUAUAAUGAUUAAAAUUUUAAACAU